This is a messenger RNA of Dibothriocephalus latus, 204 nucleotides long. NCBI's taxonomy places the organism in Eukaryota, Metazoa, Platyhelminthes, Cestoda, Diphyllobothriidea, Diphyllobothriidae. The record is from the annotation of a GenBank genome assembly.
AUGGGUCCUAUGGGUCCAGAGGGCCUGACUGGAGUGACUGGUCCUCAGGGUCCAAUGGGAAUGGACGGCGCUGCUGGUCCUCCCGGAUUAAGCGGCGAGAAGGGUGACCGUGGCCGCGAGGGUCCUCAGGGAAACAUGGGUCCCCAGGGUCCCAUUGGUGCACUGGGUAACAUUGGUCCCUCUGGAGAGCCCGGACCCACCGGU